This is a messenger RNA of Neopsephotus bourkii (Bourke's parrot), 1028 nucleotides long. It is a transcript of the gene DEDD, whose product is annotated as death effector domain containing. The transcript is spliced from 4 exons. Gene Ontology annotation, molecular function: DNA binding; protein binding. Gene Ontology annotation, cellular component: nucleolus. The coding region runs from base 30 to 986 and encodes 318 amino acids. The record is from RefSeq and is a predicted model, not a curated record. Gene Ontology annotation, biological process: extrinsic apoptotic signaling pathway via death domain receptors; regulation of apoptotic process; apoptotic process. Lineage: Eukaryota; Metazoa; Chordata; Aves; Psittaciformes; Psittacidae.
GCAGGCUCGAGGCGCUGCCGGGGGCCACGAUGGCCUCCUUCAAGCGGAGCCGGGCGCAGGCGUGGCCGGAGGAGCGCGGCGACCGCGAGCACGGGCUCUACAGCCUGCACCGCAUGUUCGACAUCGUGGGCACGCACCUGACGCACCGCGACGUGCGCGUCCUCUCCUUCCUCUUCGUGGACGUCAUCGACGACUACGAGCGGGGCAUGAUCCGCAGCGGGCGGGAUUUCCUGCUGGCGCUGGAGCGCCAGGGCCGCUGCGACGAGACCAACUUCCGCCAGGUGCUGCAGCUCCUGCGCAUCAUCACCCGCCACGACCUGCUGCCCUACGUCACCCUCAAGCGCCGGCGCGCCGUGUGUCCGGACCUGGUGGACAAGUACCUGGAGGAGACGUCCAUCCGCUACGUGACGCCGCGCGCGCACAGCGAUGCGGAGCACAGCCUCGGCCACCCCCAGAAAUCAGUGCCUCCCCACCACCCCGUGGUCUGCUGCUCCGCAGCGGGACCCCAGAUCUGUACCAAGAGGCCCGGGCGCAGCAGGACCCUCCUGGGCAGCCAGCGCAAGAGGAGGAAGUCGGCGACACCGGACCCCAAGGAGAAGCAGACCUGCGACAUCCGCCUGCGAGUGCGAGCCGAGUACUGCCAGCACGAGACAGCGCUUCAGGGCAACGUCUUCUCCAACAAGCAGGACCCUUUGGAGCGGCAGUUCGAGCGCUUCAACCAGGCCAACACCAUCCUCAAGUCCCGGGACCUGGGCUCCAUCAUCUGUGACAUAAAGUUCUCAGAGCUCACCUACCUCGACGCCUUCUGGCGCGAUUACAUCAACGGCUCCUUGCUGGAAGCCCUCAAGGGCGUCUUCAUCACGGACUCGCUCAAGCAAGCCGUGGGCCACGAAGCCAUCAAACUGCUGGUCAAUGUGGACGAGGAGGAUUACGAGGUCGGGCGUCAGAAACUCCUGAGGAACUUGAUGCUGCAGACGGCUCCUUGAUGCAGCCCCUGCCUUGGUGUUGGGGGGCAGCUUCUUGUUGGG